GCGGGGGCCUAGUUUUUAAAAAAAGUAUCAUCGAAUGGACAAGACAGGGUAUUAAAUUGAUGAAAUUAUCCCACUGUCAGAAAAGGAGGAAAAAGAGGAGAAAAAAACGAAACAGAGCCCAUCUGGGUAACAGGAAGGUGUUGCUGAAAAUGUCAGACUCAAAUGUGGAUAACAGUAAGAAGAAUUUCUUUGAGGGGGAAGUAGAUGAUGAGGAAAGUGUGAUUUUGACAUUGGUGCCAGUUAAAGAUGAACCAAAUAUGGAACAAAUGGAACCAAGUGUUUCAAAUUCUGAUGUCAAACUGAAGAAGCCUAAGAAAUACAAUCAAGGUAAUCUACUUCAAACAAAUGAACAAUUUACAGCUCCACGAAAAGCUAGAUGCAAAAUACCAGCCCCUCCGUUGCCGACCAUUUUGCCUCCUAUUAAUAAGGUGUGUCGGGACACUUUGCGGUACUGGUGUCAAGAACUUGGUUUGAAUACGAAGGGCAAGAAAAUAGAACUUUAUCUGAGGCUCCAUGGGCAUGCUUACCCUGAACAACAGCAAGAUAUGCCUGAAACGUUACGAGAGACCAGAGUACAGCGGUGUUCAAGGAAAAGCAAGGCAGUGACCAAGACAGCAAGGCUUCAGGAAAGUUUUGAGAUGAAUGAGAGAGCAGAAGAGACUAAUACAAUUGAAGUGAUAACUUCAGCGCAGGAAGCCAUGAUGGCAUCGUGGGCAAGAAUUGCUGCAAGAGCUGUUCAGCCUAAGGCUGUGAAUUUGUGUUCCAUUCGCGUUUCUGUUGAGGCCUUUUUGAUGCAAGCUUCUGGUGUCAGGUGGUGUGUGGUCCAUGGUCAGCUUCUCUCGGCAGACACAAAGGGUUGGGUACGCCUGCAGUUUCAUGCAGGUCAGGCCUGGGUGCCUUCCACUCGCAGGAGGAUGAUUUCUCUCUUCUUGUUACCUGCCUGCAUUUUCCCAUCCCCAGGCAUAGAAGAUAAUAUGUUAUGCCCUGACUGUGCUAAGAGGAAUAAGAAGAUGAUGAGAAGAUUAAUGACAGUAGAGAAGUAGCAACGACCUGCUUGCAUACAAUGUACUAGAGAAGGUGGGAUGUACUUUCAGACCAUGUACCCUAUUAUGAAGGAAUGGAAGAGGAGACAAUUUGAAUGAAUCGUCCUGAUCUACAAAACAGUCAUAGUGACUAGGACUCCCCAGUGAAGAUGGUUGACUGGUGACACAGCCCCAUCUAGAGAGCCCCUUUCUGUAUGCUUGAAAACCCAUUAAAAUAAAGUCACUGCAGUUGGC
Molecule: messenger RNA, 1277 nt
Organism: Saimiri boliviensis boliviensis (Bolivian squirrel monkey)
Lineage: Eukaryota; Metazoa; Chordata; Mammalia; Primates; Cebidae
Gene: DPPA2
Product: developmental pluripotency associated 2
Biological process (GO): system development
Cellular component (GO): nucleus
Molecular function (GO): chromatin binding
Source: RefSeq, a predicted model, not a curated record